Exophiala spinifera is the source of this 2532-nucleotide messenger RNA. RefSeq lists its product as uncharacterized. Bases 1 to 2532 code for a protein of 843 amino acids. Lineage: Eukaryota; Fungi; Ascomycota; Eurotiomycetes; Chaetothyriales; Herpotrichiellaceae. The transcript has a single exon. The record is from RefSeq and is a predicted model, not a curated record.
AUGGAGAUAGAUCAGGUCAUGGUCGACGCAGCCACGGCCUCACGAGAGAAACGGCGGACGGGGAAUGGGCUAACGUUUGCACUCCAGGCUCUCCUCAAUCGGCAUGAAUCCUACGUUACCGAGUCUCAACUCGAGCACGAAAGACUGACAUCCUAUGUCAACGAAUUGGAGAAGGAGCGCAAUUCGCUGCAAGCUGCCAAUGAGAAGGUUGUGGAAGAGAAUCGAGAACUGCUCAACCGACUAGAGUCUGCCAAUACCUCCUUGAAAGAAAGCGAUGAACAUGUAAAGAGUCUCGAAACUCUGCUACGCGAUUGUGAAAGCGAGGUCAGAAGGCUCAAUGGCCUCAGCCGGCAGACCGAAGAGUUGGAGCUCAAGAUGCUCGACUUGGAGAGGGAACGCAUCAGACUCUCGGAAAAGGUUGAAGAAUCUGAAGAGGAGACUCGCAGUACCGUUCAACGCUGGAAAGAGAGCGUGCUCAAAGUCCGACAACUCGAGUAUGAAGUUCAACGAAUCGAAUGGGAAGCCAAGCAAGAUCGGCAACGACAUGAAGAAACCAUAGCGAGGCUUGAAAGAGAGCGAGCUCUGGAACGUGAAUUAGGCGGUGCAGAGGGCAGACUGAAAGGUGCUGCCGCAUUGCAGGGGUUGAAGGGGAAUGGGGUGACGAAGAACAACGUUGUCAGCCACUUCGUGCGUGACAUUCUCCAGGACAAUGCAAACCUCCAGGCCGGUAUCGCCGAGCUGCGAGAGUUAUUACAAAACUCCAACGACGAGGUACAGAAUCUGCGCGAGCAGAUAAUGCACCAUCAACCUGUCGAUUACGACCAUAUGCUGGAAGACCCACCGAUCUCGAGACCUUUGAGCGAGCAGAUAGAUUGGGCUGAAUCUUGUCCCAAACAAGUCCAGCAAGAGGUCCACGUCCACCACCAUUACCAUGCAAAGCUUGCCGCUAGACGAGAUCGUACUCCCACAGUAAGAAGGACUACACGCAAACGGCCCAUGUUCGGACUCGGCGCUCUUCCUGCGACUCCGGAAUCAUCUGCCCCUAAAACACCUCUCUCGGGAUCUAGCCGAUAUGUCUCGAGUCCCGUUGUUCCACUGGCACUUCACCAUCCUCAACCAAGGUACAAUCGCUGGUCUGUACAGUCGGCUGCCACGGUUUCGUCGAUGUUGUCCAGUUUCCCAAGUUCUCCAAGGUCAUACUACGAACCGAGCAGUUCCAUCUUCGACCGAAUUGAAGCCAGUGAGGAUUCGUCGAGGCCCACGAGUCCAGAGUCCGCUGCUGGCUUCGCCGAGCCCGGGUACAAAAGCUUCAAGUCUAGGCUGCUGGAGGACGCAGUGCCUCACUCUCUCGACGAGGAAGACCUCGAACACGCAGCCACAAGUGAUGAUUCAUCAGACGCGCAUGACUUGCGAGGCCUGCCACCAGAGGAGGUGCCAGGAACACCUGCGGAAGAAGACGAAGCAGAUGAAGUCCGUGGAUCAUCUCAGGACUUGACACCUAAACCUUCUCAAAUACUUGUCACGGCGGAGCACGACGAUUGUGAAGACGCUCCAGGGCUGUCGGAGAUCCGAAUAGAAUUCGAUGGGCAGGAUGGUACGACAUCAUUGCCGAAGCAACUAGAGAUAAGGGUAGAGGAGCACGAAUCCGUGUGGGCGGAGGAAGCAACCAAGAGAGACUCCAGAGGAAUCGCGCCCACACAGCAAGAGACAGGAUUUGAUGAUUUUGCAAGCCACAUGCAGAUGCGCCACCGUCGCACGAAUUCUCACGAAUCCCUUGUCUCCAUCUCUGGAAUGGACAUACAUCUCGCGAAGCGCCCCGCUACCGCAACGUCACAAGCCUCGAGCCUCCUCAAAGGCAAUCGAGCAUACUUUGCCCUGUCUCCUUCCGCAGCACGCAGACUGCCCGCUGCACAACCCUCGACGACUGUAACGGAGUUCACUGCACUAAGUUCCCCUAGAUCCAUCAGUUCAAACAGCAUCCCCUCGCCCAACGCGUACCCAAGCCAGAGCAUCGAGGCACUGAGCGGUCUCGCUGGCCUCCCCAAGAUCUCUCCGGCAGAACAACACCACCAAUCCGGCGGUUUCGGCCGUUUAGUUGGUGGUUGGGUGAAAGGACGAUGGGGACCGGCACCUACGAAACUAACUUCUGAAUUGAAAGCUUUGAAUUCGAAUACGAGUCCGGGUGCGAGUUCAAACCAUCACCAAAGCCAAGCCAAAACCUCUUCCUCUUCUCCUGCUCCUGCUUCUUCUGCGGCAACAGAAGGUCCGUUGCGUUCAACCUUAACAUCAUCGUCUUCUUCAGCACCUCCACCACCGCCAGCACUGGCUGCAGCGUCAUCAUUAUCAUCUUCGUUGUCGACUUCUUCUUUCUCGUCUCCCCAUCCUCCUCCUUUGUUCCUAGGAGGGAGAGCUCCAGGAAUCAACCAGAAGGGAAUGGUACCUGGAUUCAGACCCGCAAAAAAACCAGCCAAUCCUGGCGUUGAGCUCAAGAUGGUGGAUGUAGAUGGUCUGAAAGAGAGCUUGGCAGAAUGA